Messenger RNA from Styela clava, 1310 nucleotides. Its product is annotated as cation channel sperm-associated protein 3-like. NCBI's taxonomy places the organism in Eukaryota, Metazoa, Chordata, Ascidiacea, Stolidobranchia, Styelidae. Gene Ontology annotation, biological process: sperm capacitation; flagellated sperm motility; sodium ion transport. The record is from RefSeq and is a predicted model, not a curated record. Gene Ontology annotation, molecular function: voltage-gated calcium channel activity. Gene Ontology annotation, cellular component: membrane; acrosomal vesicle; CatSper complex.
UUGGGAUGACUUUCCGUCAUGUCGACUACGAAGCCUGAUCACAGGAGACGCGGGGCGGUAAUUUCACAAGAUAACGAAGACAAAGAUAUUUAUGAUGAUUUGGAAGAUGACGAGAACGAUGAGCUUAAAGAAGAACCUGGAUGCGAUGAAUGGAGAAAAGAUAAAGUUGUACACGAUUUUGCAUCUGAAGUUAGCGAGAGUUCAAUUUUCAAUGGCGCCAUAAUGCUCACAAUUCUUAUCAACUCUGUUAUUAUGAUGUUAGAGGUCAACGAUAGUUAUGAAUCUCUCCGACCGCUAUAUCCCGCCUUCGAUAUCACGUUUUUGACCAUUUAUUCCGUGGAAUUUGCAAUAAAAAUUUAUGCAGAACCGGUUAACUACUGGAAAUCGCUGUCGAAUAGGUUCGACUUUUUCGUUCUUCUGAUCUCUUACUUCCAGGUAUUAAUGGAUGAAAUACAAAUUGAAACUGCGGGUGAUACUGCUAGUUGGGCUGGCGCGUUACCGGUAUUACGCACUCUGAAAGCAACAAGAGCUAUAAGAGCCAUGCGAGCUGUUUCUUUUGUCCGUGGAUUGCAGGUUUUGCUAACCGCCCUCAUCGACACUAUGAAAAAGUCAUUUAUCAACGUGAUGCUCAUUUUAUUAUUUCUGAUGUUCUUGUUUGCAAUAUUUGGCUAUUACAUGUUUGGAUACAAAGGCGGCGACGAGGCUAAUUGGGGAGAUCUUGGCUCAGCUUUUCUCACUCUUUUCAGCUUUGUCACGGUGGACGGUUGGUUCGACGCUCAACUACAGAUGGACGAAAAAACUACCGAAUAUUCGAGAAUCUACACAAUUUUAUUCAUCGUAGUCGGCCAUUUUCUAAUAUUCAAUAUUUUCGUUGGUGUUAACAUAAUGAACAUUCAGGAGGCGAACGAAAGUUACCAUGAACAGGUAAUUGCCGAAAAGGAAGCGAUCCUCGCACGAAAGAAGGAAGCUAUUCUUCAUAGGCAACAUGAAGAUGUUAGAAAAUUGAAAGAAAAACAAAUCGAAAAAGAUUGUGGCAAUUUUUACGACAUGGUAAAAUCUUUUCAAGAAACGUUAAGAAGUGAUGAUUACACAAUUAUGGAGGAUACAGUUUCUGAUCCAUCCUGGCUUGAGUUAUAUCUUGAAACACUGGACCAUAUGGACAUAACUGCUUACAGGCUGCAGAACUUACACUACGAAAUGGCUCACAUUCUGUCGCAACUUAUGAGCAGAGAAAUAUCAAAAAGAUUAGGCGAAUAAGUCGAAUUUACUCUUGCUUCACAGUCAUCAAUUCAAAAUAAAAUGAAUUUGUA